CAUCUUCUAUGACCUAAAAUAUAAUGUCAUAAUAAAAAUACUAAAAAUCAAACACUCCGUUGGUUAAAAUAUUCGAGAAUUAUUGAAAUUUAGAAUUAUGGAUGAUAUAGAAUGGACUAUCGCAAAUGAGGGACAACUAUUAGAUGCUAUGGUUGGUCAUAAACCAGUCGGUGUUAACAAAUACUUCCAAAUGGCCUUUAUAUGCGAAAAAUUCAACAAUAAUAUUAAUAAAGACGUAGACCCUGAAAAAAUAUGGGCUCAUUUAGGAACAAUGUACAAUUUAGAAGCACUUGACGAGAAUGAAUCAAUCCCUUUUCCAAAUAACGAAAAGGAAUUUGCAUUACCUGAAGAUGAUUUUGCCUCAUUGAUAUCGAGAAAGGAUGAGGAGAGAAAAUCACUUCAAAAAGGACGCGAUACUCCAAAGUUAAUUAAAGAAACUAAGAAAGAACCCAAAGAGGAGAAAACACCAUCACGAAACAUAAAGGAUAUUCCGCGUAGGGACAGUAGUAGUAGCAAUAAAGAUAGGGAAUCACCUCGAUCUACUGUUUCUGUAAAGAAAGAAAUGAAAAAAGAAUCUGAAAAAGUAAAAUUAGCAACAAAAAAUCGCAAUUCUAAUUCUGUUUCCAAGGAUGACCCCAAAACUAAAGUUAAAAUAGAUGAAACACCUAAAACCUCUAAAAGGCCUCUUAGAGGAAGUUUGAAAACAGAAGAUAAUGGUUCUAAUGGUAAAUCUAGUCCUGUUCCUUCAACCCCUGGGAGUGUCAAAAGAAGAAGAAUAUUAUAAGAGCUUCAAGUUAUUGGGCGACAUAAUAUCAGGGUAUUACUUAUACAGUAGUAUUUUAAUUGAAAAAUACUUCUUUCGUUGAAGAAUAGUAUCUGCUUGACAAAGUUUCUGCUAAGGGGCCAAGUACGUUCAACUUUGUUGGUGACUGCAAUUUGAACAAAGAGUAAAAUUAUUUAUAUUUAUUGAGGCUUCAUGAAGUUUUGAUAUUAGAAAUAUCCGACUAGAUUUUAGUCUAAGAGUGCCAUGACAGUAUGUCUACAUCUGAAUAAUUUCAAAUUAUUGAAUUAUUUUUCAUUCAAUCAGAAGAGAAGGUUCAAUAAAAAUUUCUAAUGAUCAUUCAGUUGAUUCAAUUCAUGCUCUCCUUAUAAAUUGUUCAAAAAAAUUAUUUUCAAAACCUAUUCUCACAGAAUUCAGUUUUGAGCAUGAAGUAGUAUAAUAUACAGUAUUGGCAAUGAUACGUGUUGAUAUUCAAUACCAGGAACAGAGAACAAAUCCAAUUAGUAAAAUAAAGAUAUUAAAUCUCUUUUGAACAAUUACCAUUCCAACAUCGCUUUGAGGGAAAGGGAUUACAACUAGGUGUUAGAAAUUGUAGAGAUAAACUCCCCUCUUCUUUGCUAACUAGACUUCCACUGUUUGUGGAUUUGAUAUUUCUUUCUCACAGAUGUUUUCACGGUGACGUAAUGAUUGUAAUAUUUUAGGAUAUGGCAUCUUUAUUUGAUACAGUCAAAUACCCGGCUAUUGGAAAUUGUGGUUGCCAUGGAAAGAAAAUGGGGAUUCAUUGGUAGAGAGGGUCACUUUUGUAAAUUCAUCCUUUUCUAGAAUUUUUCCUCCCAUAAUCUAGCAAAAUUCCAUUCCAAUCUUUCGACAAAAUUUCUCUCAACUUUAUUUUCAGUUUGUGGGCGGAUCUCUUUAUCAACAAUUAAAAAUAUUCAAAACUGAUAAGAACUUUUUGAUCAGGAUUAGCAAAAAUAAAUAAAGAUGUGCAGAGGUAGGGGAUAACUCUCCACUUUUUUCUAAUCGCUUUCUCUCCACUUUUUUCUAAACACUUUCAUUGUUUGUGGAUGGGAAGAGAGGAUGAAGUUUUCUGUUUGACUUUUGGCAAUAUUGAUGAAUUCCAUUUCAAUAAAUUGACAUAAAAUCCUAAGAGAUCGACUUGCCAGCACUGUGUAUUCUUUUAUACCUAAAUUUAAAAGAAAAAAAGGAUGGUAAUGUUACAAAUGCAAUAAAAACAUAAUGUUUUCAUA
Messenger RNA from Harmonia axyridis, 2028 nucleotides. Its product is annotated as MRG/MORF4L-binding protein-like. Gene Ontology annotation, biological process: regulation of transcription by RNA polymerase II. The transcript is spliced from 2 exons. NCBI's taxonomy places the organism in Eukaryota, Metazoa, Arthropoda, Insecta, Coleoptera, Coccinellidae. Gene Ontology annotation, cellular component: NuA4 histone acetyltransferase complex; nucleus. The record is from RefSeq and is a predicted model, not a curated record. The coding region runs from base 98 to 784 and encodes 228 amino acids.